Molecule: messenger RNA, 1529 nt
Organism: Sorex araneus (European shrew)
Lineage: Eukaryota; Metazoa; Chordata; Mammalia; Eulipotyphla; Soricidae
Gene: COQ9
Product: coenzyme Q9
Exons: 9
Coding region: 22-975 (317 amino acids)
Biological process (GO): ubiquinone biosynthetic process
Cellular component (GO): mitochondrial inner membrane
Molecular function (GO): lipid binding
Source: RefSeq, a predicted model, not a curated record
ACCCACGUGCCCGCUUCCAAGAUGGCGGCGGCGCUGUCAGGGGCGCUCGGCCGCGCGGGCUGGAGGCUGCUGUCGCUGCGGUGCCUGCCCGUGUCCCGCUGCCCACCAGCCCUGGGGCGCCAGGCUUUCCACGCUUCAGCUCUGCAGCUCAGAUCUACCAAUGAACAGAAGCAGCCGCCACCCCACAGCUUUCCUCAGCAACAUUCCGAGACACAGGGGGCCGAAGAACCCAAUCCGGCAUCGGCUCGCCCACCCCCCAGGUACACAGAUCAGGGUGGCGAGGAAGAGGAGGACCACGAGAGUGAGGAGCAGCUGCAGCAGCGCAUCCUGACGGCAGCCCUGGAGUUCGUGCCCACCCACGGGUGGACAGCGGAAGCCAUUGCGGAAGGAGCCCAGUCUCUGGGGCUCUCCAGGGCAGCCGCCGGCAUGUUCGGGAGUGACGGCAGUGAGCUGAUACUGCAUUUUGUGACCCAGUGCAACUCGGAGCUCAGGCGGCUGCUGGAGGAGGAGCAGAAGCUGAUACAGCUGGGCCAGACAGAGAAGAAGCCAACAGACCAGUUCUUGAGGGACACCGUGGAGACACGGCUGAGGAUGCUGAUCCCCUACAUUGAGCACUGGCCCCGGGCCCUCAGCGUCCUCUUGCUGCCACACAACAUCCCGCCGGGCCUGAGCCUGCUCACCAGCAUGGUGGACGACAUGUGGUACUACGCCGGCGACCAGUCCACUGAUUUUAGCUGGUACACACGGCGGGCCAUGCUGGCGGGCAUCUACAACACCACCGAGCUGGUGAUGAUGCAGGACUCGUCCCCAGACUUCCAGGACACUUGGCGCUUCCUGGAGAACCGGAUCAACGAUGCCAUGAACAUGGGCCACACUGCCAAGCAGGUCAAGUCUACGGGCGAGGCGCUGGUGCAGGGACUCAUGGGCGCAGCGGUGACGCUCAAGAACUUGUCGGGCCUCAACCAGCGCCGCUGAGCAGGAUCGACCGUGUGCGUGCGCAGAUGCGAGCCCCCGAGGAUGCACAGGAAGGGGCUUCAGAAAGCACGUUGGUGUCCCCCAUGGAAAAGGGGGACACCAGCCUCUGCAGCCACUGCCCCCCUCCCGCCUGAAUGCCCCGGGGCAGCUGCUGAGACGCCGAACUGGGCCUGGGCCCCUUCUAUAGUCCUAGUGCCAGGCCCGGGCCCCUGGUGCCUUACAGCCUUGCGGCCGCGCCACAGGAAACACCUUCAGCAAUGGAACCCGCAGGGCCCCGGCACCUUCUUCAUGCUGAACCCUCCUCGGAAGGCUCUGGGGCUCCUCGUGCAGUAGAGGCUCACUUCACGGGCUCUCCGGGGGACCCUCGCCUCUCCCUCGUCCCAAGAGACUGCCGGGCACCCCACCCGGCCCCGAGAGUCUGCCUCCCCGAGUCCGGCACAGGUGCUCAGCCAGUAGAGCAGGUGCUUGGGUGCUCAGUCCAUCCUGCUGGCAUUGCCGGAUUAUGGAGGAGCCUGGACUCCGCCGGGUAAUAAAUACUCACAGCCGUUCCCUGA